AUGGCGCCCCGUCGACGAUGCCCCGUCUGCGGGUCCAGACAAUGGCACAAGGAGCCCGCGAGCGGCCUGGUGAUCUGCAGCGAGGGGCACGUCCUCCAGAACUACAGGAGCGAGGUCACGGAGGGCAGGGAGUUCGGCCCCCACACGAUGCACAAGCGGACGCUCAAGUCCGGGCGCAAGAAGCGCGAGCAGACGAGCAAAGCCGAUCCUAAAUUGUACCAUGGCGCCCGCGCGAAGUACCACUACUUUCAGUGCCUGCAGCUGCUCUUGCGCAAGCAGGUCGCCGUGCUCAUGCGGCUGUGGGAUCUCCCGCCCGAGUUCGAGGUCGUGUGCAGAGACGUUUGGACGCUGCAUCUGAGCUUCCUUCCCGCACCGCCCCCGCCCGAGCCCUGGCUUCACGAGCAAGACAUCGUAGGGAAGCACUCUCACAGUCAACCCGUGACUGACCAAAAGCCAUCCGAAGAGAUAGGCGAAAAAAACAAAAGUGAGGGCGACUCGCCGUCCGACGGCGACUCCGACAGCUCCUCGUCUUCCGGCGAAAAUGAGGAGGAAACCAUGCAAGGGCCGCUCGACGGCGAACUAGCCGAACUCCUGCGUGCAAUGUCCGAGUCAAGCGGCUCCUCUGACGACGAGAAUGCGGACGGCACGAAACCGCGCCCAGAGCCGGACAGCCGAUCGCGGAAGAGCAAGUUUCAAGGAGCCAGCAGCAACGCUGACGGGCCCGCCAGUACCAUAGCCGUGCUGGUCAUCGCGUGUUGGACAUUACGGCUCCCGAUCAUGUACAUGGAUCUCAUCAGGCUGGUCGAAAUGUACGAUUUGCCUUACUUGGACACCCUCGGCCAUCUUCCUCCUGAGAUGACGCGCCAUCUCACGAAACACACGAUGCAACGGCUUUCCCCCCCGCACGCCCCCACGCCCCUGCUCUUACAGGCCCUCUCAGCUCGCCUGGCGAAGCGGAUGCGCGCUUCGUACAGAAUCCAGACGCCUGAGCUGAACGCCGCGCCCCUGCUCUGGCGCGUCGUGCGCGCGCUGGGCGGCACCCCCGUGCUGUACGGCCUCACCAAGGCGAUCGCCCAUGUGGCGAACCUGCCGCUCACGUUACAUCAUUCGCUCGCGCCGAGCCUUCUCCGGAUGCAGCAACACGACCCAGAGAGCCACAAAUACGACACCGUCCCGCCCGAAGUCGCGUUUGCGGCUUCUGUGAUCAUCGUGCUGAAGAUGGUGUACGGGCUGGACGGAAAGGCGAGGGUCGCGAGAGAUCCAGGGGAUCCUGCGUGCGCGCUGCCUCGAAUGGACGAAUACCUAGCGUUGAUCAAGCGACUGGACGACGAAGACGCGAAGAGCGAGGCCAGCGUUUUCGGGGCGCGCACGAAUAUGCGCACCGCGGAUCUCAGCGAAUCGAUGCUGGACGGGUAUCUGGAUUUCUGCGAGAAAGCGCUGAUCGGGCCACGGAAGCAGACGCAAGGCACGGUCAUCGAGAGCUACUUUGCGCUGGAGGGCCCAAUGCGAGGGAGGGAGUCGAGUGGGGAUAGCCGGGGCACGAGAGCAGAGCGCGCGUUGCAGGCGGCUGUGCCAGCAGAAGGCGGCGAGGGCGUGGGUGAGCCUGGGGAAGGGUAUGCUAUCUAUAGCUCUGGGGACGUGCUGGGAUCGGUGCCGGAGGAGUACGAGGCGGUGGUGGAGCGUGCUGCGAGGUGGACGGGGGUGAGCGGGGAGUACAUAUACGGGGUGACCGAGAGGUACGAGAGGCGGGUGGUGCGGUGGUGGGCCGGGAUGAGACGGGACGAAUGCAGACGCGUGGACGCGACGGCGAUGACUAAGGGGAGCUGA
This is a messenger RNA of Heterobasidion irregulare TC 32-1, 1827 nucleotides long. RefSeq lists its product as uncharacterized. Gene Ontology annotation, biological process: nucleolar large rRNA transcription by RNA polymerase I; RNA polymerase I preinitiation complex assembly. The transcript has 10 exons. NCBI's taxonomy places the organism in Eukaryota, Fungi, Basidiomycota, Agaricomycetes, Russulales, Bondarzewiaceae. Bases 1 to 1827 code for a protein of 608 amino acids. The record is from RefSeq and is a predicted model, not a curated record. Gene Ontology annotation, cellular component: RNA polymerase transcription factor SL1 complex; RNA polymerase I core factor complex. Gene Ontology annotation, molecular function: RNA polymerase I core promoter sequence-specific DNA binding.